Neodiprion fabricii is the source of this 1540-nucleotide messenger RNA. RefSeq names its product juvenile hormone acid O-methyltransferase-like. The transcript is spliced from 6 exons. Bases 224 to 1054 code for a protein of 276 amino acids. The record is from RefSeq and is a predicted model, not a curated record. Lineage: Eukaryota; Metazoa; Arthropoda; Insecta; Hymenoptera; Diprionidae.
GAAUAUAUAAAUCGCACUAUCGUCAGCUAUAGUCAGUUACUAGUCGCGGUUAAAAUCUCCGACUCCGCCGACUCUCCACUAUUGCUUGUUGAUCAACAAGUUCACCAGUCCGAGUGUUCAAGGCAGACUGAGUAAUCAUAGUCGCAAGAUAAAUACUGAGGAACAUCAGAGGUUAUUUAUACACCGCGGAACCUUUCCAGUGAGAGGAGUAAGUUUUGGAACGAUGUUCAAACCAGCCGAGUACUCUGCAAACGACAAACUAGCGCGUUGCGAGACUAGCGACUUUAUACAGGAGUAUUCCAAUGAAAUUGGUCAGAUGUCAGGAAGAUGCCUUGAUAUCGGAUGCGGACCCUGCGACCUAGUCGUCGAUUCUCUCCUUCCGGUACUGAAUCCAAAGGCUACCGUUGUCUGCUCGGACAUUUCCAAGCCCAUGUUGGACUACGCAAAGGAAAAAUACGGCGCCAACGAUCGGCUAUCCUUUCUCCAGCUGGACAUCGAGUCUCCGACGCUGGCCGAAGAUCUAGUUGAACAAUUCGAUCACGUUACGUCGUUCUAUUGUUUACACUGGUGCGAAGACAUGCGCCAAGCCUUCGAGAACAUCUUUGAUCUGCUGCGUCCUGGAGGUUCGGGCUUCUUGACCUUUGUGAGCGAUUUUCCUUGCAUGGACGCGUACAAGGUGCUGGCGGCUAUGCCUCGAUACCAGCGUUACAUGACGGAUGCGGACCGUUUCAUUCCAGUAUUUCAGCACGCUAAACGUCCGCGCGAGUCUCUGAAAAUGCUGCUCGAAAAGGUCGGCUUUGAGGUCUGUCACUGCAGUAGCAGAGAAAAAGUUUACAUCUACGAAACCCCGGAUGCUUUCGCCAAAUUCAUGGCAUGCGUGAACCCCUUCAUACACCGCAUGCCGUCUGAUCUACAGCAGGAGUACAGAAUAGAUCUGGACAUAGAAGCAAGAAAGCACACAUUCAUCGUCAACAAGGAUAGGAAUGACGAUUAUAAUAUACUGUCCAGACGCCAUACCUUUGUAGUUUACUUGAAAAAGCCAUUGGUCCACUGAUAGACAGCCAAAUAAUUAAUAAAAGUCGAUAUAUUAAUCAUCGUUCGUGUUCCGAAUGGCUUACGUGUCCCAUUAACCACGUCUUUUUUUUUAAUUCGAUACAUUGAGAAGAACGUGCGUUAUAUGGUGAAUCUGCAAAUGAAAUAAAGACUUGAAAAGUUGAUCAGCAAAGCUGAUCUCGUACUGUAGCAACAACGUUUUCUCAAGGAACUAUUCACUAACCGCAGAUAAGGUGACAAGCGAUUACAAAAUUUCACACGAUUCUCAAUAAUUUUACUCGACUUCGGAAACGGUUUGAAGCGAUUUCAGAUGAUUUUAAUAUCAAGGAUAUUCAGUGGUUACGAAGAACUUCUACCGUGAUUUCAAACGAUUUCAAGUGAUAACCGGUUGAAUUCGAAUUGAUUUGUGCUUGGGUUCAACUUUGUUGUAAGCCUGAGUAUAAAUGUAUAAUGUGUUUCUUGUAAUUAUUAAAAUAUCACACUGUAA